AGUUUUAAUGAAGCUCGAAGCUCCAUAUCCAGAUGAUGUGGGGGAAUAACAGAUCUGAGGCAGACAGAGGCAACAUUGUUCUCCAUCUCAGAGUGGAUGCAGCUCCUCCCUCUGCGCGCGCGGGGCUUCAUUUCAUCAAAUCCUUCAACUUGGACCACUUGGGCUCAGUCGCACUUUGGACUCCACCGCAUUUGGCUCCAACGCCGCAACUUGCAGCAGUUUCUCUUCCACAUCGAGCUCAGAACCUCGUCCCGGAGAGGCAGCGAAGACUCCCAGCAUCCGCUGCAUCCUGUUCUUCCCCCAGCGAUGGAGACGGAGGUCAGGUUCUGCCCAAAGUGGCACGGUGCGCUCCGGUUCGGGCUCUUCCUGCUCCUGUCCGGCUUGCUUGGCGUCGCCGAGGCUGAGAUAACCUGCAGGUCAUGCCGGGAUGGGAAUUUGUGGUCCGGAGCGCAGGAAUUACUGCUGAGGGUCGAAACAAGUGGUCCCGCUGCCGGGGUAAUGGGGGAAGUUUUGGGGAGCGGAGACCGGACCGGGAGGGUCCCCUGCGAGCCGGGCCCCGCUGGAUGCGCUCCAGACCGGGGCCAGCACGCGCAGCUGAGGCGGGACCGGAUUACAGACAGCGGGAAAGUUUCCCAACACAGGGACGGUGUUGGUUCGACUCCACGGCGCUUCAGGAGGGACAGUGGCGGGGAUGCAGUCAGCUCAGCCCCGGCAGAGGGAGCGGCGGCGGCGGCGGGGCGCAGAGCGGCGCGCUGGAGCGGAGAGGAGCGCAGAGCGGCCGGCGCGCGGCAGGAGGAGUUGAAGCUCAACAGCUCCACGUUCGCCCUGACCGGGGACUCAUCCCACAACCAGGCCAUGGUGCACUGGUCCGGCCAGAACAGCAGCGUCAUUCUGAUGCUAACCAAACUCUUUGACUUCAACCUGAACAGUGUGACAGAGAGUUCAUUAUGGAGGUCAACUGACUAUGGAGCAACGUACCAGAAGCUGAACGACAAAGUGGGAGCGAAGACGAUCCUCAGCUACCUGUAUGUGAGCCCCAACAACAAGAGAAAGAUUAUGCUGCUGACGGAUCCGGAGAUAGAGAGCAGCCUCCUGAUCAGCUCCGAUGAAGGAGCCACAUACCAGAAGUACCGACUCAACUUCUACAUCCUGAGCCUCCUGUUUCACCCCGAACAGGAGGACUGGAUCCUGGCAUACAGCCACGACCAAAAGCUUUACAGUUCUGUUGAGUUUGGAAGAAGAUGGCAGCUGGUGCACGAGAAAGUGGCUCCUAAUCGUUUCUAUUGGUCCAAGAUGGGUUUGGACAAAGAGCCGGGCUUAAUUCACCUGGAAACCAGCAUCUCUGAAGGACAGGCGCUGUACGUCACCUGCAAGCUGCAGAACUGCACAGACGCCAACAAGGGCAAACCAUUCCCCGGAUACAUUGACCCCAAUUCCCUGGUGGUGCAGGAUGAGUAUGUGUUUGUCCAGGUGUCCACUGCAGGGAGGCCGGUCUACUAUGUUUCUGCAAAACGAGACGUCUUUACCCCGAUGAAGCUGCCAAAGUACACCUUGCCCAAGGAGCUGCAUGUGAUCAGUACAGAUGAAAACCGCGUGGUGGCUGCUGUUCAGGAGUGGAACCAGAAUGAAACCUACAACCUGUACGUGUCGGACACUUCGGGCGUCUUCUACACUCUGGCCCUGGAGAACGUGGUCAGCAGCAUGGGUCUGGAGGGCAACGUCAUGGUGGACCUCUAUGAGGUGGCAGGAAUAAAGGGCAUGUUCCUCGCCAACAAAAAGACUGAGAACCAAGUAAAGACGUACAUCACUUAUAACCGCGGCAGAGACUGGAGGUUACUGCAGGCUCCGAGCAGAGACCUGAGAGGCAACAGCAUCAACUGCGUGCUGCCGUACUGCUCAUUACAUCUCCAUCUUCACGUGUCUGCCAACCCCUACACAUCUGGAAACAUCGCCAGCCGGGAGUCGGCGCCGGGGAUCAUCGUGGCCUCAGGCUCCAUCGGUUCAGAACUGACCACCAGCAAUGUGAGUGCGUUCAUCACCUCUGAUGCAGGAAACACGUGGAGACAGAUCUUUGAUGAGGAGUACGCCGUGCUUUACCUCGACCAAGGUGGAGCCUUGGUGGCAAUAAGACACACUCCACUUCCCAUCCGACACCUGUGGUUGAGCUUCGAUGAAGGACGGCAGUGGAACAAGUACAGCUUCUCCAACACGCCUCUGUUUGUGGACGGGGUGCUGGGCGAGCCGGGCGAGGAGACGCUCAUCAUGACGAUCUUCGGGCACUUCAGUCAUCGCUCUGAGUGGCAGCUGGUGAAAAUAGAUUUCAGGUCCAUCUUCAACAGGAGAUGCACGGAGGCGGACUACCAGACGUGGCACCUACACAACCAGGGUGAGCCGUGUCUGAUGGGCGUGAAGAGAAUCUACCGGAAGCUGAAGCCGACCUCCAGGUGCGUCAUGGGAAAGACGUACUCCGUGGCGAUGACCUUGGCUCCCUGCGACUGCACGGAGGCGGACUUCGAGUGUGAUUAUGGCUACGAAAGGCGGACUGAUGGGAAGUGCAGCCCGGCCUUCUGGUUCCAUCCGUCCUCCAUGUCCCGCAGCUGCACCACGGGAAUGACUUUUCUCAACAGCACGGGCUACAGGAAGGUGGUGUCCAAUAACUGCACAGCAGGAGUGAUAGCAGAGUACACGGCCCGGCGGCAGCACUGCCCCAUCCAGGCUCCCAAAGGCCUCCACCUGGUCACCAGCGAGGGCCGGCUGACCGCCACGCUGGGCGCCAACGUCACCUUCCUGGUGUUCCUGGAGGAGGGAGACGGAGCGAGGACCAGCGUCACGGUGGAUUUUGGAGAUGGUCACGCUCUGACGUACUCCAACGUGAGCUCCAUCGAGGACGGCAUCAAGCACAUCUACAAAUCCGUGGGAAUCUACCGGGUGACGGCCACCGGGGAGAACAGCCUGGGUUCUGAGACCGCCACGCUCUUCCUGCACGUCACAUGUCAGCUGGAGCAUAUCCAUCUCUCUGCUCCCUUUGUGGCGGUGAGGAACAAGGAAGUGAACCUGACCGCCGUUCUGCAUCCCAGCCAAGUGGGAACGGUCACCUACAUCUGGUGGAUCGGAAAUAACACCGAGCAGCCUGUUAUCACCCUGGAGGGAAGCGUGGCGUGUACGUUCUCCAGGGAAGGGAUCAAUACAGUCACGGUGCAGGUGUCUGCUGGGAACGCCAUCCUGCAGGACAGGAAAACUAUCGCUGUCCACGAAUAUUUCCGAUCCCACCUGCUGGCCUUCUCCUCCAACCUGGACGAACACAACCCGGACGUGGCCGAGUGGAGGCAGGAUGUGAGCCGGGUGAUCCGGAACGCUCUGAUCCAGGCGACAGGCGUACGGGAGGACCUGCUCCUGGUCACCGUCCUGCCAGGUUUACCAACAGCAGCCGAGUUUUUCCUGCUGCCUGACAAGCAGCUCACCGAGGGGAAAGCAGAGAAGAGCUCGGCUCAUUUAGAUCAGCUCUCUGACCUCCUGCUGAACGCCUUGAAUCAGAACCUGGUCCAGUUCACGCUGCGGCCGGGGGUCCAGGUCACCGUGUACGCCGCUCACCUGUCGGCAGCGCCCCUGGUGGACACCAGCGAGAACCACAGUGGCUCCGCCAUGCUAAUGCUGCUCUCUGUAGUGGUUGCGGGUUUAGCUGUGUUUGUCAUCUACAAAUUUAAGAGGAAGAUCCCAGGCCUCAACGUCUAUGCGCAGAUGCAGAACGACAAAGAACCAGAAAUGAUGAGUCCAGCCAAUCCCUCAGAGGCCACGCCCAGCUCACCGCAGGACUUGGUGCCUUCUCUGGAGAUUCUGGACACCGAGUUGAACUCGCGGCCCAUCGUGAAGUGGUCCAGACUGCAGGAGAAGUAGACAUAAACAGAUCAGUGGCUGUUAGUGGAUGUAUGAAACCUCAUGUACAUGUGAAAUUCUCCACAGAACUUCCCACAUUCAUCGUCUGAACUCUGGACUGGACUGAAACCUCCAGCUGCCAUCUUGGAUUUGAUCUUACUUUUGUUUGGAUUUUGCGUUUGGAUCACGAUGGUUUGGAGCUUUACACCUGUGCAUGUUGGAGCCGGACGACAUCCUGCUGGAAGCAGAAGAAACUGUGUACAGGUUUUAUUUUCUUCUCGUUUCUCCUUCAUGUUUUAAAAGAAACAUGUUCAGACUUGAGUUUGUUUCUGAGUGAGGAGGAUCGCCAGCAUGAACGAAACGAAGGCUUGGGGUUUUCUCACAUCCUGGAUCAGUUUGCUGUUUUCUGAUGCAAACAGCAAACAGUGUAUUAUUUAUUCAUAUAAAAUGCUUUCAUGAAGUACGAUAUGGAAGUGAGUGAAACAUUUAUUUUGUAAAUCAUGAAUGUCUAUGUUAGAACUUUGUGUAUUUUAAUAACAAAUGUACUAAAAAUAUGACUCGUCUAUUUCAAAGCUUUUGAUCUAUUGUCCUCAAAAAGCUGAUUUAUGGCACAAAGCAGGUUUUCUACUGAAAUAUUCUGCUUUUCUUUUGGUUUUUACAACAACUUUGAGUUGUCAGGAUUCAUUUAAGCCUUCAUGUUUGUUGCCUCUGCUAAUAUUGACGACACCUGCCAGUUUGUAAAAAGCUCCGUGCUCCAUAACCUCCUUCCCACAGCCGGCCCCCAGCCAUCAGCAGAGCUUUCAGGAGCAAAGAUAAAGCCGUGUGUGCGGAUGGCAUCCAGGCUGCCGGUGGUCCUGGAAUGACCGCAGGAGGCCAAGUGGAGCUUAUCGAGACGCGCGGAGAAAAGUGGGACCUGCAAUGAGAUCCAGCUGCGUUACAGGAGAAAUCAAAGAGCGUGGCAGCUGGAAAACACAGAGACAGAUGGAAGUAAGACGAAGCAUUAAGAGCGUUCCAGUGGGCAGAAUGAGAGGAGGGCGACUGCUUGAAUACUUAAUGUGGCCUGUCGAGCUCAAGGCCCACUAGGGUUGGUGACACAUCUGGGUUAAUGUUGUGACCCGCUGCAGCGAGGCGGCCGUCUUCAUCCCGGCUCAUUAGGACAUGCUGCAGGAGCGCAGCGGCAGAAGUGGAGCGCAGCAGCUGCAGCUGCAGGGCGGAGCGGCGGAGCGGUGCGGCGCGGCUGGCUUGGACCAGACACAAGGAAAUGCCUGAUUGAUGCUUUCACAGCUUCUGAGGCAACGCAGCCGGACCUGGUCAGAAGAUUUUUAAAUGAAUGUUGGAUCCAAACAGAGCUUUUCCAUGUAUCACACCUCGGAAAAGUAUUCAGACCCUGGAAAUCUCUUUAUUUUCUCACAUUACAAACACAACAGUCAGUAUUUUAUUCCAAGUCUUUGUGAUGGAUCAACAUCACAGUGAAUGGAUGAAAUAGUUUCUUGGUUCAUGGAGGAUUUCUAAAAGUUUCCUCACCUGCAGACACUUUCUGGCAGAUUAGUUUAAAACUCCAUCAGAUUGAAUGAAAAGCUUUUGAGAACAUCUAUUUAAAACACCGAGCUUUGACUAGGCCUUUUUAACACCUAGAUAUUCUUUGCCUUUGGCUGCACGUUUGGGGUCAAAGACCUGCUGGAAGAAUCUCCUCCCCAGUCUGAAGUCUUUCUCCAGCAUUGAUACUUCCUGUAUUUUCCUGGGUUUUGAUCCGGUUUGUCUUCUCAUGUCUCCUGGUUCUGCUGAUGAAAGCCUCCCCAGAGUAUGAUACUGCCACCUCCAUGUUUCCUGGUGGGGAUGUUCAUGGAGAUGUUCCUUUUGUAUGUUGACCAGAACGUUUUGCACAUCACCUCCUUCCAUGUUCACCAUGUCUCCAUCAUGUCUGGUGAACUGAAAGCAGAACUUUUUCUGGCUUUAUUUUUCCAUAAAAGUCUGAUUAGUGGAGCGUUCCUCUUACAGUUGUCCAGGUUCUCCCACCUGAGCCUCUUAUCCCUGCACAUCCUCCAGAGUUAUCUUCUCUAAUAAAUGCCCGGUCCAGUUAAGACUGGAUCACUCUAAUUAGGUGGCGUCUGAAGGGAGUUUUUUAGAGUUAAAUAGUUUUCCAUCCAUUUCUCAUGCAUUACUUUGUGUUGGUCUGUUUCAUAAAGUCUCGAUAAGACGUCUGUGUUUGUAACACCGACAUGUUAACAUGUUGACAUGUCGCGGUGUGACGUUUCAAAGUGCUGUAGAAGAAGAACAGUGAAGGAAGUUUCAGCUGUUUCUGGUUCCCAUCAGUGAGGGCUUGGAGACAAUUGGCCAGACCUUCAGGAAAUGUGCUGAACUGCUGUUGAGAGAACAGGAAGUUGCUCUGGAUUUGGAUAAACUAGGUUCUAAUCUGGGACCGUUAUCUAAAAGUCAGAAAAAAUUACUUUGGUUAUCCUAAAAUAUUGGAUUUAACUUCUGGUUCAAAAGUAGAAGUAUGAAGUCACUGAGGUCAGUCUGGAUGUUUUGACCAACAGAUGUGGAAAAUAUCACUUGAUUUUUAUUUUCUUGUAGAAAAACGAGUUCAUUACUUGAGGUUGGGAUUUGUUUUGUGGGCUCCUGCUGUGGAAAUAAGAUUAAAACUGAUGGAAGAGCUUUUACUCUUUAAACGCUGGACCAACAUGGAUCUGUGUCCCGAUGUUUCAGAUUAAACAGAUAUUGUUUCUAUUCAGCAUUAUUCAUAGCUCUUUGCUCACAUAUGUGGUUUAAAUGUAUUAACUUAUUCUUAUAUAUAUAUAUAUAUAUAUAUAUAUAUAUAUAUAUAUAUAACCUUGUUUGAAUAUAAAUUCAAACUAAACAAAGUUGAUUUAAUGCUUGUGGCCAAUUUUUCUGCUGUUUGUUUUUUCUAAGGCUUUUACCUGUUGAUUCAGAUCUGAUCAUAAAUAUUUUCUAUUUAAAUAUUUCCCACAGUUAACUCCCACUUAAAUCUCUAAAUUCUCAAAAGGUUCUAAUAAUAAUAUUUGAAUUAUUCCUCCAGUUUUGGUGUCUUGGGCCCUCUCUUUCCACUGAUUGACGUGUUUCUGUCUCACAGUCAUCGACACCUUAACUCCACCGUUCCACCGUUCUAUGGACCUGUAGCGUUAAGGUUAGGAACCAGGACCGGGCCGGUUUGGGUUGGUCGUAUUGGACAAACUGUCCAACUGAGCCGAACCGCAGCGGCCCGUGUUGCACUGCUCAGUGGAAACGAGGCAUUGUGAAAAUAAUGGAAGAGUGGAAGCUGUAAAAAUGUGACCCUCUGUAAAACAAACUGAUGAUGGAAGAGUGGAAGCUGUGAAAAUGUGACCCUCUGUAAAACAAACUGAUGCCAAUGCAACAUUUAACGCUGAUUUCAUCUUUCAUACUUUAGACUUUAAUUUUAGGCUCGGUUUAUUUCCUUGCUUUGUUUUUUUAUCUGAGGUUCCAGGACCAGGUCUGUCUUGUGUUUCAGUCAUUUAUUUUUUGGUGGAAAAAGAAAAUUAGAACAAAAUAACAUUUUACUUCCUUGCAGUUCAUUUCAUUUUAUGACCAACUUUUGUAAAGUAGGGAUGUAAAAAGUAUUGAGAUCUGCUUGGCCUGUCUUUGUUUUAAACUGAACCAUCCUGUCAGUCUGGAGCAGCGGGGCAAAGCAGAAAAGUCUGAAUCCAAACCAGAAGAAAGCUCUGCUUGGAGAUUUAAACCUGGAUCUGUUCAGACGUCUGAAGUCUGUCCUGCUUCCUGGUUCAGCUGGGCUGGGAUGUGUGAACGCUGUGGGAAACAUCACGGAGCUUUAGACCGAACCCUCACCAUCUCCUCCUUGCAGAAUUAGCAAGAUUAUUAUUUUUGUAGAGAAAUAUGAAUAAUAAUCCAAAAAAUAAAGUUUUAUUACUGUACAGCUUUUGUAUGAGAACAGACGGUAAGAUGUUCAAGUGUUUCUGUUUGACCUCAACUGUGCUGUGUGUAAUUGUUUAAUGCAUUUACAAUCAUAUUUAUUAAAUGGAAAGAAGUCUGUUAACUGUU
Gambusia affinis (western mosquitofish) is the source of this 7908-nucleotide messenger RNA. RefSeq names its product VPS10 domain-containing receptor SorCS1. The record is from RefSeq and is a predicted model, not a curated record. Gene Ontology annotation, molecular function: protein binding. Gene Ontology annotation, cellular component: Golgi apparatus; membrane. The transcript has 28 exons. The coding region runs from base 97 to 3894 and encodes 1265 amino acids. Gene Ontology annotation, biological process: post-Golgi vesicle-mediated transport. NCBI's taxonomy places the organism in Eukaryota, Metazoa, Chordata, Actinopteri, Cyprinodontiformes, Poeciliidae.